UCCUGUAGGUGUAGCCCGUCCUGUGUGGGUACUUUGGGACAAACUUCUACUGGAGUUAUUCUAAGAGAUCUACAAGACAGAGAUCGCGGGAAGUAUCAUUAAAUAGAGGAAACCUGAAACAUCGUCUGGAUCAUGAAAACCUUCGCGUGAAUUCACGCGUGACACAUUAAAGCCACCGACAUGUUCGCGCGCGGAUCAAAGAAGCGACGCUCCAAUCGCUCGUCAGAGUGUGAAGAUCCGGACAGAGGUCAGCCCUGUAUGCGCUGUGGAGAACAAUGUCCUGGCUUUCGAAUGCACGGAUGGAGGAAGAUCUGUGUGCACUGUAAGUGUGUACGGGAAGAGCAUGUGGUGCGCUCGGUGCCCGGCCAGCUCGAAAAGAUGAUGAUGAAGCUAGUGUCAGACUUCCAAAGGCACUCCAUAUCCGACGACGACUCGGGAUGUGCUUCUGAAGAAUACGCCUGGGUGCCGCCUGGUCUCAAGCCUGAACAGGUUUACCAAUACUUCAGCUGUAUUCCAGAUGAUAAGGUGCCAUAUGUAAACAGUGUUGGUGAACGAAAUCGCAUUAAACAACUCUUACAUCAGCUCCCAGCCCAUGACAGUGAGCCUCAGUACUGUAAUUCUCUGGAUGAAGAAGAGAAGAAGGAACUGAGAUUAUUCAGCCAGCAGAGGAAGAGAGAGAAUCUUGGACGUGGCAUCGUGCGACUUUUCCCGGUCACCAUGACUGGAGCCAUCUGCCAACAGUGUGGAAGGCAGAUCUGUGGUGGGGACAUAGCAGUGUUUGCAUCACGUGCGGGUCACGGCACCUGCUGGCACCCUCAAUGCUUCCAGUGUGCUUCCUGUAAUGAGUUACUGGUAGAUCUCAUUUAUUUUUAUCAGGACGGGCACAUUUAUUGCGGCCGGCACCAUGCUGAGCACAUCAAACCACGCUGUCAGGCCUGUGAUGAGAUCAUCUUUGCCGAUGAGUGUACGGAGGCUGAGGGCCGGCACUGGCACAUGAAGCAUUUCUGCUGUUUCGAGUGUGAAGCAGCGCUCGGUGGUCAACGUUACAUCAUGAGAGAGAGUCGACCAUACUGUUGCUGUUGCUAUGAGUCGCUGUACGCCGAGUACUGCGACACCUGCGGGGACCAUAUUGGUAUAGACCAGGGGCAGAUGACGUAUGAGGGCCAGCACUGGCACGCCACUGAAGCAUGUUUCUGCUGUGCCAGCUGUCGACUCCCCCUGCUGGGCAGACCCUUCUUACCUCGGGGAGGGCUCAUUUUCUGCUCUCGCUCCUGCUCAUUGGGGGACGAUCCUGAUAACUCAGACUCUUGUGAUUCAGCCCUGCAGAGCAAAUCGGCCUCAUAUAAACUCACUCAAAAUAAGCAACGUAGUUCUGCGCAGCGGCCACAAGGGGGAAGCAGCAGUCCCAAUGCCAUCAGGUCUAAAGGCAGUAUGCAGAAGAAUGCACUAGUAACCUCUAGCACAACAACAGUGAAUGGGUGUAGUCAUCUUCCACUGGAGAACAAAGGCGUUUGCACCUCAUUCCCUUCUGAACCUCCACAAUAUGAACAAGCGCACACGCAGAACUCCCACCUGCCCUCUCAGCUCCUUCCGGCAGCCAAUGACAGGACAGAAUCUCUGUGCAAGGACCAAUCAAACAGGACGGACAGUCCAUACAGCGGUCUGGAGUUCACAGUAGAGCUGAAUGGCUAUGCAGAAUUUGGCCCUUUCCCACCCAGCUGCACGUCCAGAGGAACUUCCACAGCAAAGGAUUGUGGGAAUGCUGUUGAAAGUUACACAGGAAUCUCCUCUGAACCCCAGCCAUCAGAUGCAUUCGACGAUUUCAUUGACUCGGACUCCUUUCCGCCACCUCCACCCCCUGUGUGUUUUGACCCAUCUGAUUUGCCGCCCCCUUCAGAUUCCCCACCCACUGUUACAGAACCUGAAGAGACUCCUGUUGCACCUGUUCGCAACGGCACAGCCAGGGUCAGCUUCAGAGAGCCAAUCAGCUGCAGUUAUUCAGUGGAAGAGGACGAUUGGGAGGAAGAGGAAACCGUUGAGGUAAACAGAAAUGAAGAAGAGGAGCAGGAGGACGAUGGAGAAGAAGCCGUGGGAAGUUUGGGACACAGGUUGAGGUUUUGCACUGGAGUACCAUCACAGAUAGACCUGCUGGAUGGGUCCUACCAUCGCAGCCUCCGACGAGGACAUGGUGGCCACGUUGGCACUGAGAAGCAUGCAAAGCGUUUUCGAGGCUCGCAAAGUGACAGACCUCGGCUGGACAUCCUGGAAUCCAGGGAAGGAGACAGCAGACACCGGUCCAACAGCGUCCUGGAUGAAAGACAUGGCAGCCUGACCCUGCACUCCACCCGCUACAAACACGAAGAGUCGUGCUCAACCUGCUCCUCAUCCACAGAUUCCGAGGAGGAAGGCUUUUUUAUGGGCGAGCGUAUUCCUCUGCCGCCGCAGCUGACAGGUGGACAAAAAGAGAGCGAUGGACAAAGAGAGGAAGCAAAGAAAAGCAGGACAGGAAGUUUUAGGAGGAAGAGAACGCAGAGUCUCAGUACGAAAGAAAAAGACAACUGCUUACUAUCCUGAGACUGAAAGAAAAAAGGAUUAAAACUGUAAAAUCAACGUUUAAAGGGACGUGCUGUGGAUUUAUAGCACAUUCUGGAGUCUAUCAACACCAUUUUAUGAACUCCUCUGAACCAUGAAGCUGCUUAGUCUUAAACAAAGGUCAUUAAAGUUUAUGAAUCACAUUUUGUAUGGUAAAAAUAAAAGUUAUCUUACAGUUUGUGCAUUUGCAUACCAGUAUUUGUUUUUUUGAUGCGACUAAAUAUGAUCCAGUACGUAGUUUCAAAAGGGUGCUUGUUGUCACAUUACUAUUACAAUAUUAUUAUUAUUAUUUGAACCGAGGAACAUUUCUUACCCUACUUUGGUUUCAUUUUAUGUAAAAAUGUCAUUUUCUUUAAAGGUAAUGUCUUAUCCAGUUUUGUCUAAAAAUGCCGUAAUAAUGUAAAAUAAUGAUUAAGAAACGAGUUAACAGCUGAUAUUUUUUUCCGGUUCCUUCAGCACAAUAGAAGAUCAGUUGCAGUGUGGGAUACAAUAUUCCACACAGUGUGCUUUGUUGUAUAUUGCACCUUUUGACAACUAUGGUUGGUCAUCCUGAUAUUCUGUGCCCAGCAGUAUACUCUAUGGUGAUUCCAAACAUAGUUCUCUUUUAUGUGAAAGAUUAUCUUUAAAAAAUAGAUUCUCUUUUUUACAAUUACAGAGUGUUCUCAUAGUUGAUUUCACCCCCCUACGUCUACUGAACCAUUACAUUUUAAAAUAGUUAUUACCAAACCUGAAACCAGUUACUUUAACUAGUGAGCAGUUGCAUCUUGCUUGACUAGUUUUGAAAGGACUGUGUUAUUUGCACUUGCUAAAGGUUUAACAAUAUGAAACUUAUUGAAAUGCAAAUGCAAUGUUAUUGUGUUACUGUAUUUGAAUAUGCAUUGUCGUGGCUGUAUAAGUAACAAGUUAAGCAGGAGAAUAUUCCACAAUGUUUCUAUGGUAUUGCUAUAACAUAGUAUAAUGAAAACCAGGAAACAUAAGGCCACUCCAGGAUAUAGUGAAAUGGUAAUGUCAAUUUUAUAUAUUCAUGAACUGUAUAAUAUGUAAAUCAAUGUGUAAAUGAGAAUUUUAAUAAAGACACAUGACAUUCUCUUUUUGUAUUUCCAAACAGAGAUCAAAGAAUUGUAAGUUAAAGGGAUAGUUCACUCAAAAACAAAAUUCUGUCGUCUUGUAUUCAUCCUCAUGUCAUUCCAAACCUGUAGGUGACUCUUUCUUGUUGGAAACAAAAUGUAUAUAUUUUUUAAAUGUGGGGACUGAGGUUGUUAUAUGGUUAGACAGAUUUAUUGGUCCUGCAAGGGUGAUUGAGGUGCAUUAGCAGCAAUAAAGAUGAGAGAAUGACAAAAACAAGACCGUAGACAAUAGUAUAAACAUGAUAAACAAGGCAGGGAAUAUCCACAUGUAUUAAAUAUACAAAUUUCAUACAAAUUAACAAGUGUAAUUAUAAUACAUAUAAAGUACCAACUAACGUUCUUCAAAUGUUAUUGUGUUCUGCUGUCGACAAAAAGUAAUUUAGUUUUGUUAUAUGAAUUUUUACUUUUUGUAUGAACUAUCCCGUUGUGGACUGUACUUUCAAAUUCAGCAUGGUGGUGGUUUAUAUCUUUAUCCAGAUGUUGGCUGGUCCUAACUUUAAAGACUAAGGAGGUUUUUUUAUCUUUUUCAUUGAGGAAAAUUUCAUCGCCGCAGCUUGGAGACUGCUGACAUUAUUUUUCCAACUUAAUAAAGCUGUUGUACAUUUAAGUA
This is a messenger RNA of Triplophysa rosa, 4329 nucleotides long. RefSeq names its product prickle homolog 3 (gene prickle3). Gene Ontology annotation, molecular function: zinc ion binding. The record is from RefSeq and is a predicted model, not a curated record. The transcript has 11 exons. Bases 181 to 2574 code for a protein of 797 amino acids. Lineage: Eukaryota; Metazoa; Chordata; Actinopteri; Cypriniformes; Nemacheilidae.